AUGCACCCUGGUCAGUACUCUCAGAGGCAUUUCGAAGCAGCAGCAGCGUCGACAGCAGACGCGCCAGGCGUAACACUGGCAGGCGAGACAGAAGUAACGGAGGCGAGUAGGCGAGUAAACGAGAGCCUGGGAAGGACGGACGGCGGGAAUGCCGAGCGAGACGGUUGCGAGAGCAGCGAGAGUUGGAGCCUUAGGGGGGGAAAGGCGGGUGAAAAGAACGAGGGAUGGGAGGCGGAGGAAACGGUUGCCGAUGGAUUUGAAGAGCGAGAGGAAGACAUAGGGGCUGAGGAAGAGGAGGAGGAGGAGGAGGGCGAGAACGACUGGGUGGAGGGGGAGGCGGGCGAGGACGACGGGGGUGACCUGGUGUGCGAUGGAGAGGGGCAAGGCGGGUUGGAGGACGCGGAGGGCGGAGUCCGCGCGCAGUGCCGGUCGUUCGAAUCCAUGUCGUCAGCGGGCAGUCCCAGCCUGUGCCUGGGCCCGGGGGGAGCGGGCGAACCGGGGUCGCUCACGGAGUCGGAAGGGGGGAGCUUCGCGGAUGCGCGCUGGCACGUGGCUGCGCCAGGCAUGGGCGCAGGGGGGAUGGGCAUUGGAGGAAUGAGCAUAGCGGGGAUGGGCAUGGGGGGCAUGGGCAUGGGUAUGGGGACCGAAGGGAAAGGGGAGGAGAAAGGGAAAGGGGGGCCUGUUCCUGCUAGAAGGAUCCGUAGCUGUGACGAGUCGUUCUAUAAGGUGGGGACAGGUGGGGAGGGUGGCGUGAGGGGAAGGGGAGAGAGCAAGGAAGGAGGAGGAACGGGGACGAGAGGAGGGAGUACAGAGAGAGCCGGGGAAGAGGGGAGAGAGAGUAAGAAUAAGAAGGGGGGAGAAUUUGAGAGGAGGGGAGCGGAUGGGCGGGAUGGUUGUGCGAGGGAAGAGCGAAGGGAUGGCAAGGAAAGGAGAGGAGGCGAGGGGGAAAGAGGGUUAAGGAACAAAAAUCCUGGUUUUGAGAGAAGGGAAGGGAAGGAGAGGAGCGAGGAGGGGGAGGAGGGGGGAGGGAAAGGGAGGAGAGAGAGGAGGUACAGCAGUGCAGGGAAGGUGAUGCAAAGAGUGAGAGGGAGCAGAGAAAGCAGGGACUGGAGGGAUGGGGCGGAGGGGGAGGCGAGGCGAAGGAGGGGCCACCACGCGCGACACGCUAGUGCUAACAAUGCUACCUCUGGUGCUGCUGCCCAUGUGCCCACUGGCCUGUGGGUUAGCUCCAGUGGGGUUCCCACUCCGGCUGUCUUUGCAGCAACGGUUCCACUGUUCCUGGCUGCGUCUCCUGCAUGCGCUGCUGUUGUGCCAAUGCCAACAGCAGCAGCAGCAGCAGCAGCAGCAGCAGCAGCAGCCACGGCAGCAGCUGCUGCUACAGCAGGAGUGGUGGUGUCGCAGCCCUUACCACCGGGCUCUGCUAGCACCAGCGGACCCUCCCAUGUCCCCAAGAAAAAGGUGCAUGCGAUGCAUGCGAGGAAUGAUUCAGCCGACAAUCCACCCACCAAACCGGCCUGCAAUUCACCCGCUGCUGCUGCAGCCCAUGCUCUCGUUUCAGCAGAUCCCAGCAUGCCUGUUGCUCAAGCAUCCACACAUGGGCCAUAUGGUCGGUUUGAUAACUUGCCACUGCCAUAUGGGGCACUAGUGCUGGGUUCAACAGCGGGGGACAACGGCAUGCCAGGAGCAAUGGCGCAUAGGGCAAACCUGGGACCUGUGUUUAUUCAUCAGCAUGAGUGGGAAGGGGGCAGGAGGGGCGAGGACGAUAGGGCAGGGGGAGGUGCAAGGCAUGAGCUUGUGGGUUCAGAUGCGGGGGAAGAAGAAGGAGCAGGAGAGGUUGACGGGUUGUCAUUCAAGGGGGGUGUGGCAGAGGCGAGUAGGAGGGGAGAAGGUUGGGGAGAUGUGGCAGGAGAAGGGCUGGUGCUGGGAAGAGAUGUUCCAUGCCGGCAGCUCGUGCUGGGAUUGGGAACAAGAGGAGUCCGUGUGGGGGAUGCGAUGGGAGCAGAUACAGCUGAAGCAAGCACAGGCAUGCAGCAGCAGUUGGGGAUGGGCGUCAUGGUAUCAGGAGCAGUGGGAGCACCGGGAGCAGUGACAGGAGCGGGAGCAGGGGGAACAGGGACGGCAGUGGGAGCAGGGGUACCCAAUGAUGCGCCUCUCUCACCCUCGCUCUCCUCGCCUUCCUCUAUCUCCUCCUCCUCCUCCUCGUCCCGCUCAGCAAGGCCGAGGGCAGGGAGACAAAAGAACCCAUCCAGAGCUCGAGCAACAGUUUCAGCAGUUCCAGCCACAGCAUCAGCAGCAGUAAUAGUAGUGGAGCGUGACACACAGCAUGAUGCACAGCAUGAUACACAGCAUGAUACAGAGCAGGUGAAGGAGCUGUUACCUGGCCCGUCUUUUUCUUCAGUGCCCUCCUCUCCAUCCUCCUGCUCCGCCUCCUCUUCCUCCUCGUCCUCCUCCUCAUUCUCAUCUUCCCCUCCAGCUCCCAAAACAACCACUGCGUCAACAGCAGCAGCUGCUGCAACCACCACUGCCGCUGCUGCUGCCGCCGCCGCUGCUGCAGCCGCAGCCGCAGCAGUGGAGGGAUCUCUAAGAGAAAGAGCAGGGGCAGCAAUGGACCCAGUCGAGCUCCUCAAAAGCGAGAUGCUUAAGGGAGACCCAGUGGGAAUCCUCGCUGCUGCAGAGGUCAUCCGGCACUUAGCUAAGCGCAGCGCUCGGUGGCGCGAGCACAUCACAGUAGCGGGUGGAAUCCCGCCGCUGCUCGCUUUGCUAAAAGCUGCGCAGCACCCGGUGUUAGUGGAAAGUGCAGCAGCUGCAGUGAGGAAUCUGGCGAUCGAGGAAGUGAGCCGGAAGCUUCUGCAAGCGGUAGGGGCGGUGGGGCCGGUUAUAGCUGCUCUUGUCGAGGCAGGAGGAGGGGAGAUUAAAGGGGAUACAGGCAGUGGUGGUGCUGCUGGGAGCAGCAGUCGUGGAUCUGACCUCAUGAGAGAUUCAAAGCACCAGAAUCAGAGCGUUGCUGAAAAUCUCUCCUCUGUCGAGUCUGCUGCUGCUGCUGCUGCUGCUGACGAUUGUGAAGAUGGAGACGGAAGAACAGCUGCUGCUAUGGCCCAUGCCGCACUACACAGUGGCACUAGUGCUAGAUCUCCUGCUCCUGAUCCUGAUCCUGCUCCCCGCGGUGUGGGCUCCCCUGGAUCCACCAGUCAUCGUCGCCUGGCCAGUGCGAUACAAGGCUCCCUUGGUGUUCUCGCCAGCGGCAGCGGCAGCAGCAGCAGCUACGGCAGCGGCAACGAGACCUCGUUUUCCAUCCAGGAGCAUGCAGCUGCCAUUCUCUUCAGCCUUGCCAAGAGCGACGACAUGAAGAAAGAGAUCGGGCGCCUGGGAGCCAUCCCCCCUCUCGUCCGCCUCUUCUCCUCCUCCUGCCCCACACUCCCCCUCAACUCCCCUUCCUUCUCCUUCCACGUCGCCCCGACCCCUCCGCACCCCCUCCCACCGCACAGCAUCUCUCUCCGCGUGCUCUACUACCUCUCAGUGUACCGGCCGAACAAAGCCUUGAUUGUGGCAGCGUGUGCUGUGCCGUGCCUGCUGUCUGUGGUGCGGGAGCAAGACUCCAAGUCCAUGCUUGCAGAUGAUUGUGUGCUGCUGCUCACAUCACUGGCUGCGGUGCGAGAAGGGCAAGAGGCGAUUGUGGAGAGUGGCGGGAUUGCAGUGCUCGGGAGGGUGCUGGAGGAUGGGACGAUGCUGGGGAGGGAGAAUGCGGGUGCGGCGCUGCUGCUGCUGGCACGGGCGGAAGGGGAGUGGCUCAAGGGUAUAGUGGCGGAAGCGGUGCUGCCGUCUCUGCUGGAGAUUGUGAAUGGGGCGGGCCAGAGCAACCGAGCACGGUCUAAGGCCCAGGAGCUGCUGAAUCUCAUAAGAGGAGCCCAGCGGCGGCCGGUCACAGUCUUGGAUAAGGUAAAGCAGGAGCUAAAGAGCAAGCCUCGUUACAUGGGGCAAGUAGACUAG
This is a messenger RNA of Closterium sp. Naga37s-1, 3987 nucleotides long. NCBI's taxonomy places the organism in Eukaryota, Viridiplantae, Streptophyta, Zygnematophyceae, Desmidiales, Closteriaceae. The record is from the annotation of a GenBank genome assembly.